AUUUGCGCGGCAAAUGGCAAUAUUAUCUCUUAUCGCUAUCAUAAUUAGACCUAUAAACAGUAUAAACUAUUUUAGUAUUUUCAUUCUCCAGACAAUUAAUAGCAUAGAACAAUAUAUUAGGUACCUUAUUAUACCAAAUUUAUGUACAGUACUGCAGCGCAUAUAAAAUGUGUACAGUUGAAUUUCAAUAAGUUAGGUAAUAGAUAUUUAAUACCUAUCUAUUAUAGGUUUUUUCCAUAGAUCUAUAAUAGUUUAUAGAUUUUCUUCACAUUGAUUGAAAAUUCGAAUUUUUUUUUGAUUUUAUUUUACAUUUAAAAAAUGGGUGAGAUUACUUGUGAAAAUUUUUAUUCCGAAUUACCGGUUAUCGAAGAAGAAAUCAAAGAAUGUGCUUUUAUAAGCUUAGAUAUGGAGUUCUCCAAAUUAUUCGACAAUGUAUCAAAGCCAUUUAGUUUAUUCGAUACAACGGAAGAACGAUACAACAAAUUGCACCGAAAAGUAUCUGAUAUAACUUGUAUUCAGUUUGGUAUGGCGAUUUAUGUUUAUGAUGACAAAAUUAAAACAUUUAAAACGAGUACAUACUCAUUUUAUACAUACCCGCAGACAUUUUAUAAAUCUGAUAGUGUGGUCAAUUUUCAAACAUCAUGUGUUGAAUUUUUAUGUAAACAUAGUUUUGAUUUUAACAAGUUGUUUCAUAGCAGGGUACCAUAUUUAACCGAUGAAGAAGAAUUAAAAAUAAAGUCAGAAAUGUUGGAUGAAUUAUUUUUUGACAAAUAUUUUGAAACUAAUAUAAAAUUUCGUUCUAUUGAAGAAGAAUUAAUGAAAGUUUUAAAAAUUGUUUCUGAAUGGUAUGAUACUGCCAAUUAUGGAGAGCAGACGUUUUUAGAAAUAAAUGGAUGCAAUGAACCUGCAUUUAUUAUAUUAAUGCAAUAUUAUCUUCUGAAAAAGUUAAAAUAUAUACUCAUAGAUGAAAGUCAAUUAGGAUUGAAUAUUACAAAAAUAGAAGCUAAUACAAAUUCAGAAAUAUUGAACAAAACAGUUCAUGAAAAUCUAAAAUUAAGUUUAUUAAAUAAAAUGAUGGGUGUCAAAUAUUUAAUGAAACUAAUAUCAAAAUUGAAAAAACCGAUAAUUGGGCAUAACUGUGCUUUAGAUAUUUUAAUUUUAUCCAACCAAUUUUUCACACCCUUACCUGAAAACUUUAAAGAUUUCCAAAAUUUUGUAUCCAACAACUUUGGACCAAUUUAUGAUACUAAAUUAUUAUGUAAGGAGGUUAAACGUAUAGUAUCUAAAAAUGAUAAAUGGAUUGGAAGUUCUCUCCCGGAAAUAUAUUCAUAUUUAAAAGAUGGAGAUGGCAAAAAAUAUCCAGAUUCUAUAAGUAUUCAAUUGACUAGUGUUGAAGAACCUCAAGAUAUGAAAUUACACCAUGCUGGGUGGGAUGCCUAUUACACUGGUUAUUGUUUUGUUAGAAUGAUUCAUAUUAUCAAAAGCUUCUCUUGUAAAACUGAAAAUACGGGUCAAAGAUAUACCUUAACAGAACUUUUAAAAUCAAUAGAAUUUUCUAAGAACAAAUUGUUCACCAGUCGAUCAAUUUCAAACAUUUUGGAUUUGGAGGCAGAUGAUCAUCAUAAUCCCACAAAUUAUUUAAUUAUUCAGAAUAAAGGAAUUCUUUAUAAAGCUUUGGAUUUAAAAAUACUUAAACAAGAUCUCCAAGAAAUUUGUAGUUUUGAUAUAAAAUUACUUUCAAAAUAUACUGCACUGGUUGCCUUCCCUUUCAUGCAUAGUCGUAUCAUUUAUAAACUAAAGACAACCUACAAAGUGGAAAAUUAUUCAGUAUAUCAAAGAAAGAAAAAAAACAAACAAAUUAUUUGCCUCAGUUUAGCUAUAAUAACUGCUUGUGUGACAAUUAUGAAAUAUUUAAGAAAAUAAUUAAAGAGGUAAGUACAAAUUCUAAAUAUCUAUAAAAAUAUUUACUUGUUGUUAUACAAUUAUAUACAUUAGGUUUUAAAUUAUUUUAAUAAUAUUUACAUAAAUGUUAAAUAAUUCAAUUGAAAGAUUAAUGUAAAAUAAAGUUUCUAAUUAGUAUUAUUUAUAUUUGUUUAACUAAAAAGUGUUUCACAUAGCUUAUUCACAAAAUCACAAAACAAUGUGGAAAACAACACAAAAUAAUUUAAUUAAAAAAUAUAUACUUUAUUAGUUAUUACAUAGAAGCCAGAAGGCCAGCCAAGAUUAAGACCUAGAAUGGUGUCCUUAAGCCUUGAAAAAUGUAGUACCAAUAUUAUAUUAGCCCUUCGUGAAAAUAUUAUAUUAAUUAUUUAAUUGUACAAACUUUACGAUUUUUUGUUUUUUUCAUGUGCAAAAACCCUUUAUUACUCAACUUGAAUAAACGAUAAAAUAUAUUAGACAUAUAAUAUGAACAAAAAGUAAAACAAUUUAAAUUAAAUUAAAUUAUUGAUUUAUUUAUUUUAAAUACUAAUAAAAUAAUUAUAAAUAAAUAAAUUUGGUCCAAUUGAUUUAAACAAUUUAAAUCAAAUAAUACUACAAAAAAUACAUGGUUUAUCUAAAUACUGGGUUUAUACAAUUUUACAUAUUGUUACUGGGUCUAUGCAUGUCUUAUAAGAGUAAAAAUAUAGACGAUUCGUUCAAUUCUGAGUGUAAAAAAAAUGCAUAUUUGAAAAUAUUUCAUAGGUUAGGGAAUAUUUAACCCAUUUAGCAUAUUUUGGAAUAUUUUGUAAAUUGUGAGAAAAAAAUAUUUAUUUAUUAUUAAUAUCAAUAAUACGGAACCCGGAAAAUUUUUUUUUAACAUUUAUAACUAUUUGUCAUUUAAAUAUAAAGAAAACACACAGUUAUAGUAUCAUAAAUGGCCGUGAAAAUUAAAAAAAUCAGUCAAUUUUAAAAACCUAUUAACACAAUGGAACCAUUCAACAAAAAAGACAUUGUUUUAACAGUGGACAAAAAUAAAAGCAUAUAAUAUUAAUGUUUAUUGAUUAUUUUUGCAUAUUUUUUAAAUUUUUGAGAAUUUUCGAAGGUUGUUUAGAGAAUAUUACCACAGAAUAUUUGAAAUAUAUUUAAUAUAUUCUGUGAUAUUACCAUCAUAUAUUAGGUGUAUUAAGAGAAUAUAAAUCUGGUCUUUAGUUAUAUCACUGAAUACAAUUUGUACAAAAUCAAAAAAAGUUAAAAGAUAAUUAUUAAUUUGGAUUUUGUAUCAAAAAAUACAAGUACCAUAAUUAAUCAUAAAUCCGUCAUCUGUAACCUAUACUGUUUUAAACCUAAAUACUUGCUUGAUGGUUAAAAUCCUAACAAAUUAAAAUUAUACUCCUUUAAAAUAUAAAAAGGUUGGCAAGUGGGUGUCGCUCUGCUGUAAAGUAUGUUACAAGUGGGUCACUGUAAUGCUUGAUGUUAAAUUUGAAUUCAAUGGUAUAAUAUUGUUGUGAAUAAAGUAUAUAAGUUUAUAUAUAACUUAUUUACGUGGAACCUUGUUUUAAAUUUUCAAUCCUUAGCUAUAAAAGUUGAACAUUUUAUAAAUUUUCAACUUCAAAAUAAUUAUUAAAUUUUGUCAAAAUUCAAACUUUAAAUGCUUACAAAAAAAAAUUGGGCCUAUGUAUUUUUAAUAUUUUUCAACUGCAAUUGUAAUAUUAUAUCAGGAGCCCUGCAUUAAAUUUUCACGCUUUUUUACCCAACAAAUAAAAUUUUAUUGAUAUUUAUAGAAAAAAAAACUAAAAUAAUUGAAAACUGACAGUGUUCGUAAACAGCUCAAAAAGAGUCAAAUUAUUUUAUAAAUUUUAUCAUGUAUAGAAAGUGCUAAUAUAAACAUUCGGUGAAAUUUUCAAGUAUCUACAGUCAUUCGUUUUUUAAUUACAACAAAAUAAGAAAAUCGUUACAAGAGAAAUCAAGGGAAUAUCAAAUGUUGUAAAAAUAUGAAUUUCAAACGCUCAUAAAAAUUUAAUUUGACUUGUAGACAUUUUUUUUUUGAUAAAGGUAAACAAACUUAUGAGGAUUCUUGAAUUACAUUUUCAAAUCUUAGAUUUAAAAAGAAAAUUUUUUAUGAAUUUCUAACUCAAAAUAAUUUGCAAAUUUUUGUCAUUUUUUAAACUUUCAAUGCUUAUAAAAAAAAGUUUGUGACUGGAUUUUUAAUAUUUUUAAUCUGUUUUUGAAACAAUAUAUUAGGAGCCUUCUAUUGAAUUUUCAAGCUUUUUACCCAACAAAUAACAUUUUAUUGACAAUCAGAAAAAAAAACUGAAAAUUGAUUAUGUCUGUAAACAGCUCAAAACAAGUCAAAAUAUUUUGAAUAUUUUAUGGUGUAUAGCAAAUGUUAAUAUAAAUGUUCAGUAAAAAAUGUAUGUAUAUACUGUGAUUUGUUUUAGACUUACGCCAAAAACCAAAAUCGAUUUUGCAUAAAAAUUCUGGUUUUUCCUUAAUUUUUAUGUUGUUUUUCCCGGCGCUUUUGAAAACUAUUGGGAAUUUUAAAUUUUGACAAAACCAUUUGACCAUCACUGAUAAUAUUCUAUUACUUGCUAGAUCCUUAAAUAAGAACUUUGUUAAUAUGAAAAAAUGUUUAUUAUUAUUUAGAAAAUACCUUAAAUUUCUUUAAAACCAAAAAUACCAAAUCCUUUUUCUCAUUCAAAAUACAAGAAUUAUAAAUAGAAUACAACAAUGUAUAAUAAAGCUAGCUUUGUAAAAAAACGCUAAGUGCAUCAAAAUGCCAGCACUAUUUAAUAAUUAGUAUUAAUUUAAUGUUCAGCUAAAGACAAUCUCUGAAGUAAGUUGUAGUAAUACUAAGAUUGACAGCAUAUCAAUAUUAUGUCAUUAAUGACCCCAUAAAAU
Molecule: messenger RNA, 4818 nt
Organism: Metopolophium dirhodum (rose-grain aphid)
Lineage: Eukaryota; Metazoa; Arthropoda; Insecta; Hemiptera; Aphididae
Product: pre-piRNA 3'-exonuclease trimmer-like
Exons: 12
Coding region: 319-1923 (534 amino acids)
Biological process (GO): nuclear-transcribed mRNA poly(A) tail shortening
Cellular component (GO): endoplasmic reticulum; cytoplasm
Molecular function (GO): poly(A)-specific ribonuclease activity; RNA binding
Source: RefSeq, a predicted model, not a curated record